GAUCAGGGGUACAGUGGUGUGUUUGGAGCGUUCUGAGCGUUGGGAACACAAACAGACAUGUCUCUCGAUGACAUUAAGAUGAAGUCCAGCGACUUGCUGGAGAAGGAGGACCUGGACAGCGGUGGCUUCGGGAAGGUGUCUCUGUGUUUCCACAGACUGCAUGGACUGGUGAUCUUGAAGAAGGUGUACACAGGACCCAAGCGCACUGACUACAACGAGUCUCUGCUCGAGGAAGGGAAGAUGAUGUACAGGCUGAAGCACAGCCGGGUGGUGGAGCUGCUGGGUGUCAUCAUAGAAGACGGAAACUACUCCCUGGUGAUGGAGUACAUGGAGAAGGGCAACCUGAUGCAGGUGCUCAAAGCCAAGAUCAGUAUCCCGCUUUCUGUAAAAGGAAGGAUCAUUGCAGAGACCAUUGAAGGAAUGUGCUACCUGCAUGGAGAAGGCGUGAUACACAAGGACCUGAAGCCCGAAAAUAUCCUCGUUGAUAAUGACUUCCACAUUAAGAUUGCUGACCUGGGAGUGGCCUCCUUUAAGACCUGGAGCAAACUGACUACAGAGGAGCACAACGAGCAGAGGAAAGCCCACAGUGCCUCCAAGAAAAACGGCGGCACCCUGUACUACAUGGCGCCCGAGCACCUGAACGACGUCAACGCCAAGCCCACGGAGAAGUCGGACGUGUACAGCUUUGCCAUUGUGCUUUGGGCGAUUUUUGCCAAUAAGGAGCCUUACGAAAAUGCCAUCUGUGAGCAGCAGCUGAUACUGUGCAUCAAAUCCGGCAACAGGCCGGACGUGGACUGCAUCAUCGAGCACUGCCCGAGGGAGAUCAUCGGCCUCAUGCAGCUCUGCUGGAAUGAGGACCCGAGGGCACGCCCCACAUUCCCAGACAUUGAAGGAAAUUUUAAGCCUUUUUAUUCAUCUAAUUUGGAAGAAAAUGUGGAAGAGGAUGUGAAGAGUUUAAAGAAGGAUUACCCAGAGGUGAGUGCGGUCGUGAAGAGAAUGCAGUCUCUCCAGCUUGACUGUGUGCCAGCGCCUGCCAGCAGAUCCAACUCAGCCACAGAGCAGCCUAACUCCCUGCACAGUUCCCAGGGAUUCCAGACGGGGCCUGUGGAGAUGACCUUCGCGUCCCUGUUCUCGGCCUCCCCCGAGCACCUGCAAGAAGAGAACCAGCCGAGCCUGCAGAGUAAGCUCCAGGAAGAAGCCAACUACCAUCUUUAUGGCAGCCGCAUGGACAAGCAGAUGAGACAGCAGCCCCGGCAGAGUGUGGCUUACAGCAGGGAGGAGGAGAGGAGACGGCGGGUUUCCCAUGAUCCUUUCGCACAGCAGACACCUCAUGAGAACAUUCAGAACCCAGGCCUCCAAGUCCCGAGUUAUCUCGGUGCAGUCAAUCAAUGCAGUGUGCUCCACCAGCCAGUGAGACUCAACAGCCAGUCCCCACCGCCGUACUGGAACAAUGGGUUCUACAGUCUACACGGUUUGGGAACGAGGCCAUUAGACCCAGGGGCAGUGGGUCCUUCAGUUUGGUAUGCAUCAGCUGGAAGCCAGAUUCAAAGUCAGCAUAAAACUCCAGUGCCUGAGACCAACUUACUAGGAAAUACACCCACCAUUCCAUUUACCUCCUUGGCACCAGCAGAGGAGUCUAUAAAAUGCACCAUCUACAACAGCAGUGGUAUUCAGAUCGGAGCCUGUAACUAUAUGGAGAUUGGCGGGGGGCUCUCCCCACUGUCAGACGGCUUGUACGCAAACCCCCAGGAGCCACCUUUGAAGGACCACGCCAUCUUUGAUGAUGCCACCAGUCUGACUGAUACCCACCUGAGCCCAGUCAGGGACAACCUGGGAAAGCACUGGAAAACCUGCGCCCGCAAGCUGGGCUUCACCGAGUCUCAGAUUGAUGAAAUCGACCACGACUACGAGCGGGACGGACUGAAAGAGAAGGUUUACCAGAUGCUCCAAAAGUGGCUGAUGCGGGAGGGCACAAAGGGUGCCACUGUGGGCAAGCUGGCCCGUGCCCUCCAGCAGAGUGCCAGGAUAGACCUCCUCAACUACCUGGUCCGCCUCAGCCAGAAGUAACCCUGCAGGGCUCCACUCCCCUG
This is a messenger RNA of Ochotona princeps (American pika), 2090 nucleotides long. It is a transcript of the gene RIPK1, whose product is annotated as receptor interacting serine/threonine kinase 1. Gene Ontology annotation, molecular function: protein binding; JUN kinase kinase kinase activity; ATP binding. The record is from RefSeq and is a predicted model, not a curated record. NCBI's taxonomy places the organism in Eukaryota, Metazoa, Chordata, Mammalia, Lagomorpha, Ochotonidae. The transcript is spliced from 10 exons. Gene Ontology annotation, biological process: protein phosphorylation; signal transduction. Bases 58 to 2067 code for a protein of 669 amino acids. Gene Ontology annotation, cellular component: cytoplasm.